CAUCCCCCACCCAGCUGGAGACGGCCAUGGACACCAUGAUUAGAAUCUUCCACUGGUGCUCUUGCAAGGAAGGGGACAGAUUCCAGCUCAGCAAGGGGGAACUAAAGAUGCCCCUGCAGAGAGAGCUCAUGGAAUUCCUCUCAUGCCAAAAGGACUCCCAGCUGGUUGAUAAGCUAAUGCAGGAACUGGAUGCCAGUAAGGACAAUGAAGUGGAUUUUAAAGAAUUUGUGGUCACGGUGGCGGCCCUGACGGCUGCUUGUAAUGAUUACUUUGUAGAACAGUUGAAGAAGAAAGGAAAAUAG
This is a messenger RNA of Miniopterus natalensis, 302 nucleotides long. It is a transcript of the gene S100Z, whose product is annotated as S100 calcium binding protein Z. NCBI's taxonomy places the organism in Eukaryota, Metazoa, Chordata, Mammalia, Chiroptera, Miniopteridae. The record is from RefSeq and is a predicted model, not a curated record. Gene Ontology annotation, molecular function: calcium ion binding; calcium-dependent protein binding.